CAGGGAUGAUAGCUGAUCAUAUGUCUCCCGGGGCAUAUGAGCACGGUAUGGUGUCUCUGACUACGCGUUGGCCCUCCCAGUUUCGCCCGGGUCUGCUCAAAGCCCGAUAAAAUCUGUUCUGAGAAACUAUGUUAUUCGAGUUGUGCUUCCACCGCGAUCAAUGCAUGGACAACGAAAUGCAACCAUGAGCGGCCCGAAAUCCUGCAGCGACGGUCCCUUGCAUGGAAAUAUUUACCGCCGCCGCGGAUGCAUUGCGAUGACUUCGCCGCCACUUCGAUGGAGUAUCCUGACGUGAGCUUUUGGUCGUUCCCCGUAUGAGCUCUUAACUUCCCCCUGUUUCAUACACUCUCUUUUCUCUCUUCUUGCUAUUCCUAUCCUCACCUUUUUUCCUUAUCAGCAGACCGAUUAUCCAUCCUAUGGCCGCCUCUUCCUAUCCGCUUGAUUCUUACCGCCACCUGGUGCACGAUAAUCAUGCCCGGUUCGAGUCGUUCAUUCAGACUGGUAUAGUGAAGCCCGUGCUUUUGUGGAACCUAGUCAUCCCCGCUAUGUUACCUGUCCUUGCACUCCUUGUUCCGCACCAGAAAGGCGCCCGUUAUGUCCGUCCGCUGGUGAUGGCUUGCGUCAUCGGUCUCGCCUACGAUACCAUCUGCCACCGGCGCAUGCUACUGGGAGGAAAUGGAUAUAUGGGAGGUCUUGUCCCCGCAUGGGGGUGCAUCUGGUCUGCAACAUUACUCAUCUUUCGCAAUGUUGAGUGUGACUUCCAACGCAUCGAGCGUCACUCAUUGCCUCCCGUCACGGCUGGCCCUGACGGAGAUGCGAGCCUGAACGGCCAUACCAGAGAAACGAGAUGCAGGGACGCCACGCUAGAGCGCCCCGAAACCCUCACAUGGCAGGCAUACCCGCAGACUUUAUUCCAUCGCCUGAAUUGGAUCCUUGGCCUGGUCUUAAACAUGCGCGGACCCGAAUGGAACUGGCGCAUCUCCUCCUUGGGCGCGUUGCCACCCUCAGUCCAGUUGCAGCUCAACCCCAAGCACAACAAACACAAUAAUGCAAUUCCGAAGUCGAACAACAUGCGCACUUGCCUCCGCGCAGCAUUUGCAACUUGGCUUAAAUCCUACCUCAUUAUCGACCUUAUCAAGCUCCUCAUGAUCCGUGAUCAAUACUUUUUGGGCGCCGUAUAUCCUUCCCCCGAUCCGCCCUUUCCUUUCCACCACCUGGCCCCCUACCCAGCUCUCGUCCACGUUUACCGCUGCUUAAUCACAGGCGUCGCUAUCUUGGCAGCCCUCAAAUACGUUUGCUCCUUGAACCCUCUCCUUUUCGGCGGUCUUUCCCUCGCCUUCCCGAACGCCGCCCGCACCCUCACAUCCGUCCCCCUCUCUGCUGCCUGGCUUUACCCACCCGCCUUCGGGCCCUUCUUUACCUCCGUCUUUGAUGACGGCCUUGCUGGCUGCUGGAGUCAAUGGUGGCACCAGCUCUUUCGCUUCGGCUUCACCUCCACUGCCCACUGGCUCCUCUCCUUCCUCCCGGCCCGCCUAUCCAACACCCGCACUAUCCGCCGCUUUUUCACCGUCAUCAUCGCGUUCGCCCUCAGCGGCUUAGUCCACGCCAGCGGAAGCUACGUGCAGUACCGCGAAACCAUUCCACUUACCGGCGCAUUUCGCUUCUUCAUACUCCAGGCUGUGGGGAUUCUCGCCCAGGAGAUUAUCUCACCUUCAUGGUCCAGAUGCCCCAAAUCCAUCCGCCGAAUAUGCAAUGCCGUGUUCGCACUGGGUUGGUUACUUCUCACGGGAGGGUCCAUUGUGGAGGAUUUCUCGAGAGGCGGGCUGUGGUUUACAGAGCCAUUGCCCGUGAGUGUGCUCAGGGGACUGGGCAUUGGAGUGGUCCCAACGGAUAGAGGAUGGUGGUGGUGGGGAGGGACAUGGUUUGGGAGUUGGGAUGGUGGGGAGGGAUUCUGGGAGAGAGGGGUGAGGGUUUAUUGACUGUACUGUUGGGCUUGAUUGAUGUAUACUUAGAUUUGCGAUAAGAUCUAGAUCCAAUAUAGAUGUAGAUGUAGAUGUAGAUCUCUAGAACAGGAUAGAACAAUAGGGUUUAGUCGGGUUAGAUCAUUCAUUGUUGGUAUACAGAGACUGACCGUUGCCCAGCUGGCGGUUCCUGGUGAAAUUACUGCUGUGGCAUAAUCGCUGACACGUCUGAAUCUAUAAGGUAUUUGCCUACCUG
Molecule: messenger RNA, 2217 nt
Organism: Aspergillus sclerotioniger CBS 115572
Lineage: Eukaryota; Fungi; Ascomycota; Eurotiomycetes; Eurotiales; Aspergillaceae
Product: wax synthase family protein
Exons: 1
Coding region: 417-1979 (520 amino acids)
Biological process (GO): lipid metabolic process
Source: RefSeq, a predicted model, not a curated record